Messenger RNA from Closterium sp. NIES-67, 1834 nucleotides. NCBI's taxonomy places the organism in Eukaryota, Viridiplantae, Streptophyta, Zygnematophyceae, Desmidiales, Closteriaceae. The record is from the annotation of a GenBank genome assembly.
CAUUUCGACAUCAGAUUCACAACAGCGAGCAAAGAGCUUCUCUGCUGAAGGGAUUGGUUCGCACCAGUUUUGCCUAACAGGUCACGAUGAUCAUUUCCACGCUUUCGCGAUGAAACGUUGAUUGGGUGGGUACGAGACUGCGAAAUCUCUGGUACUAGUAGUUUUGAGUUGUCCGUAGGAACCGCACCCUUACCUCCACUGAUUAUGGCUGCUGCACGAGUCUCCCGUAGAGCAUGGACUCACAGUCAGCAGGCGGUCGAUCUCAUACCUCGGCCUCUCGUUAGCAUAUGCCGAGAGCAAGUCGCGAAGCGUCUUCCCUGUGAUCUGGUCGCCGAAUUUUCUGUGGACGGCUCAGAUCGUCUCUGUGCUCUUGGCCCUCAGCUUCCUCUCGCUGUCGAUCUCGCCGCAGGAAGGUGGAUCGGACGGUUUGAAGGAUCUCUCGGCGCAGCUUCUCUCGGCGCAGCAACUCCAGGAGGAGCCAGGGAUUCUUCAAACGAGCACUUGGGCGAUGGAGCUUUCCAUCAUCGAGUCGAAAGGGAUCGGGUCGAGGACGCAGUAGCAGCACCAGCUCGAUCAGGCGAAGCGGUAGCUAGAAUAGGAGCGGCAUGCGUGCAAGAUGGGGCAUAUGCUUGCAUAGCCAGUAGAUCUGCUCACCAAAUGCAGCAAGAACAGUCAUGGCCUCUCAAGACGGCUGGUUCGAGAGGCAUCCAUUGCAUGAUGUGGCAACAAAACUUGAGGCUCUCUUUUCCAGCAGAGCAACCAUUCACCCAUAACUGUAGGAAUGCCCUUGACCUGCUGGCUUGGCGGAAAGGCCCUCCCCCUCUCCUGCAUGUAUGCCUUCAGCCUCGCCACCAGCGGUCCACGCAGGGUUCAGCGGAGGUACAUGGAGGCAGCAGACGUUUGAUAUCCAGCCAGGCUGGCUCCGCUUCGCUGAAGGUGACAGAGUUACCGUUAGGGAGAGCGCAAGAGGAGAACAGAAAGGAGAAGAGGGGGGAAACAGGGGGGGAAGAGGAAGACGAGGGGACGGAGCAGAGAGAGGAAGACGCCAGAAGGAGAGGAGGGGAGAGAGAGGAGAGGGAGGAGGAAUACGAGUCAACGGACGAGGAGAAUCUGGGGUGGCGGUCGCACUGGGGGUUCAAGCUUAUCAUUGCCGCUACCAUCGCUGGCGUCGCUAUCAAUGCGUUCCCGCUCAUGGGCGACUCGCUCAUCCGCCACUCCACCGCCCUGCUGAGGGCCAAGGACCCUUUCCUCAGGCGAGCAGGGGCGUACCGCCUCGCCUUCAUCGCCUCCAAUGAUGAAACCCGCAUGAAGAUCAUCGAUGCCGGAGCCCUUCCCCACCUCCUCCUCCUCCUCGACUCCCCCUCCCACCACUCCAGAGCUGCCCCUCCUCUCUCCCCCCUUCCUCUCUCUCCGUCUGAGAACCACACUCUCAAGGAAGCACUCAACUGCCUCGCGUCUUUGGCUGUUUCAGACACAGCAGCACAUGCCAUGGUUGCAGGUGGCGCUGUGGCAAGACUGCAGCAGGCAGCAGUGUGGAUCAGCCAACUACCAGGCGAUCACCGGGAUGAGCUCCUAGGCCCACUGGAUGCCCUUGUUGUGCGCCUUGCAUCUGUCCACCGAACUAGAAGCAGUUAGAGUGUAUUGUACUCUACAAAGCGGCAUUCACCAUGGUUGUGGCGGGCAUAUUUCCAGGGAAUUACCGUAUUGAUCGCACACCAUAGGCGCUCUAGAAAAGCCUCUUGAAGAAUCAUAGCUGCGACAGGUGUUGCAUCGUGGUCUAUCACAAUGCAACUUCAUGCGCCAGGCAUUUGAUGCCAAAUCUAUUUACGACCAA